Molecule: messenger RNA, 856 nt
Organism: Tinamus guttatus (white-throated tinamou)
Lineage: Eukaryota; Metazoa; Chordata; Aves; Tinamiformes; Tinamidae
Product: NELL2-interacting cell ontogeny regulator 1
Source: RefSeq, a predicted model, not a curated record
AUGGCGCUGCCGUCUGCGUGGAGCGUGAUGCGCGUGGCCAUCCCCUUCCUCUCGGUGCUCGGCCUGCUCAGCGUGAGGCCUGCUGGGGCCAGCCAGGACGCAGGGAGCGUCAUUCCAGCCGAAAGUCGUCCCUGUGUCGACUGCCAUGCGUUUGAGUUCAUGCAGAGGGCGUUGCAGGAUUUGAAGAAGACGGCGUAUAAUCUAGACACACGGACAGAAACCCUCCUCCUGAGAGCAGAAAAGAGAGGCCUCUGUGACUGCUUUCCUGCAAUAUACUGAAAUGAACACGGGGAUUUGGCCAAUGGACACUCACUCAUUUUUAAAGUUCUGCUCAAUAAAUUAAAGGAAGAUCUAGCAGGCAAGUUGUGCCACACCACAAGGAAACCAGGUUUUAUCCAAACAGGUACAGCUCAGUUAGACCGUUCCUGCUUUGAUGUGUUUUGCCAUUCCUCUAUGUGAUAUUGCAUCUACUGAAAUGUCAAAAGAAGAAACAGCACGACUGUCGUGCUCAUGGGUUUUAUGUAAGGACAGCAUGUCACUUUUCUCAUAUUUCAAGCCAAAUAUUGUCCGGAGACUCUCAGGGCAGAUCCUCAGCACAUGUAAAUUGCCAUAGAUCUGAGAAAAUCCAUGGAGUGUCAUCAUUUCAUACCAGCCAAGAGAAGGUAUCUAAGGAUAUAUUUUUUAAUAAUUCUUUGAUAUAUUUAAUGUCAGAAUGUGGCCCUAACAUAAAAUGAAAGGUAUUUUGCAAUGAUGCGUAGCUGAAAAGUUACUUAAAAGCAGUCUUGUUUUUAUAUAGAAGUUAAUAGUUGUCAUCGACUGCUUGGCAGUUUGAGGAAGGUAUUUGUCCAAAAUUGUA